AUGUAAAUCGAUUAAUAAUAAUAAUCAUCAACUUUAGAAAAGGAAGCUGAAAGUCCUAAGGGAAAAGAAGAGGUGAGAUUGAUAGUUUUUCCUUAAAAAUUCCUUAAUCCUCUCAUGACGUUUAGAAUGAAUGGGGUAUCUAGAAUAACCAACUAAAUUCAAGGAUUUUCAUUUAUAUGCAGAUUCUAGAUAUAUUCAAAGUCAUCAUCCAUUGAAAAUAGGGAUCAGUUGCCAGAAUCCAUAUAAAAAAAUUACAAAUAUUGUUUUAGAUCAAAGCACUGAAACAAUCACUUUGUUUUAUACUUAAUUAGAUUUUUCAUAAACUCCAUGGGAAUAUGUUGUAAAAAGACUUGAGAGUUAUGGAGAUAUCGAAAUGACCAAAUUAAGUUUAUAUAUAAAGAAAUAUAAUGAACAGCUUAAUUCUGGUUUGAAAUAAGAAAAUAAUAAGAUGGUAAGAACUAUGAGUUAAAUUUUAUAGGUUGUGAAUACUUAAUAUAGAUCAAAGGGUUCUUAUUAAUAUAAAUAUAUCAAAGAGCUAGAUUAAUUCUUUAUUUCUUCUGUAACAUAUGAUAUAAAAUUGAUCGAAGACUUGGGAUUUGCAGUUCCAUAAUUUAUUGAAUAGUGUUUUAAGACAGGAAUUCCAGAGUUUAUUUAUUUUAAUUUAUUAUAAGAAUAUCUUUGAAGCCAGAUAGCACAAAUGGCCAGUACUAUAAAAAUGUUGUAGAAUUUGCCAAACCAUUGACAUUUCCAGAUGAAGAACAAGAUUUUUACUUAUAUUCACAUCGAUAUCCUUAUGUAUUAAUGGACAACUUAUAUAUUUUAAGGGUCUGAAAACAAAUGUAUCUUUUUCAAUAGGAAAAGUAGAAGAAGCUAUAACAACUGAUUAACUUAUCAACUUUAAUUUCUAUUUCGAUUACAAACCUACUAUUAAUACUAAAGAAUCGGUUCUCCAAAAUAAAAAAUUAAGAUCUCAGAAUAGCAUAUCAUUUUACUAUUAAAUAUAAGAAAAUUAGUAUCAAAGAUGUGGCUAUAAGAAAACCAAACUUUCUUGA
Paramecium pentaurelia is the source of this 1052-nucleotide messenger RNA. The record is from the annotation of a GenBank genome assembly. Lineage: Eukaryota; Ciliophora; Oligohymenophorea; Peniculida; Parameciidae.